Molecule: messenger RNA, 1581 nt
Organism: Ostreobium quekettii
Lineage: Eukaryota; Viridiplantae; Chlorophyta; Ulvophyceae; Bryopsidales; Ostreobiaceae
Source: the annotation of a GenBank genome assembly
AUGUUCGAGGGCAUGUCCGUCCUCCGCAAGGAGGAGCGGGAGCGGUCGGGCCCCUCUGAGGAGGCCAAGGCGCUGUCCAGGUACCUGGAGUCCAAGUACGCGGGCGGGGACGCCAGGGCCAAAAAAGUGAAGAAGAAGAAGCGGGCGCGGCAGAACAUCACGGUCCGGGACAUGGACGUCUCCGGGUUCGAGGCCGGAGCGGGGGGUGCUGGGAGCGAUGGAGAAGAUGAGAAGGAUGAGGCCCCUGUGAUAGCCAAUCCCGAAGAGGCCGAGCUGUUAAAGAGGCAAACAGAAAAGGCAAAACGAUACUACGAGGUUGGCAAUGGUGGUGCUGGCUGGACAAAGAUGGACCAAGACAAUGGAGAGGAUGGAGCAAUGCUUCAUCGCAAGCGUAAACCCAGACAUGACUCACCAGACCAGUCCCCUCAGAGAAGAAAGUCUGUCAGGCAUGACUCACCAGAUCAGUCUCCUCCAAGGAGAAAGGCUGCUAGACAUGACUCACAAGAUCCGUCUCCACCAAGAAGAAAGGCUGUCAGGCAUGACUCACCAGAUCAGUCUCCACCAAGGAGAAGGGCUGUCAGGCAUGACUCACCAGAUCUGUCUCCUCCAAGGAGAAAGGCUGCUAGACACAACUCACCAGAUCUGUCUCCACCAAGAAGAAAGGCUGUCAGGCAUGACUCACCAGAUCAGUCUCCCCCAAGGAGGAAGGCAACCAGACAUUACUCACCAGAUCAGUCCCCUCCAAGAAGAAAAGGAGCAAGACGUGCUUCAGCAGAUCUGUCUCCACCAAGGAGGAAGGCAGCCAGACAUGACUCGACAGAUCUGUCUCUUCCAAGGACGAGAGGUGACCGUCAGGAAGGGGGCACCUUGAUUACCCACAGACAUGGAACAAAACGUCCACCAGCGAUGGCAGAUGGCACAACAGCGGGCAUGGUGUCUGGUCAGCAGCUAAGGCAAGAUCUGGAAAAGAAGAGGCGGCAAGACAAGGCAAGGCUGUUGGCUCUUGAUGCUGGUCAGACUGGUGAGGGUGCAGAGACUGUUUAUCGGGAUGCACAUGGCAGGAGGAUGUCAUUGGAGGAACUCAAGGAAAAGAGGGCAAAAGAGCAGAAACAAAGAGAGGAGCAGGAGACAGCACCAUGGGGCAGCGGACUUCUCCAACAGAGGGAAAUGGAACGGAGGAGGGUGGAGAUGCAGAGAGAAGCAGCCAAGCCCUUUGCUCGAUCGAGGGAUGACAAGGAUCUGGACGAGAUGUACAGGACAAGAACUCGCUUCGGGGAUCCCAUGGCACAGUUCACUAAAAAGAGGCAGCUAACUGAUGAGGAACUGGCACCACCCGUGAUCACUGAUAGCAUGAGGCAGUUCAUGAAUAAAUCGGGCUUCGUUGUGCCUCAGGACGUGCCUCCCUACAGCUGGCUGAAGCGAGGUGUCGCGCCACCCACCAAUCGGUACAACAUUCGGCCGGGCAGGCACUGGGACGGGGUGGUCAGGACCAAUGGAUUCGAGCAGGAGUUCCUAAAGCAGCUGAACGAAAAGAAGGCUUUGGAAAAGGAGGCCAUGAUGUGGUCCGUCGAGGACAUGUAG